This is a messenger RNA of Penaeus monodon (black tiger shrimp), 1658 nucleotides long. Its product is annotated as esterase FE4-like. The record is from RefSeq and is a predicted model, not a curated record. Lineage: Eukaryota; Metazoa; Arthropoda; Malacostraca; Decapoda; Penaeidae. Bases 128 to 1630 code for a protein of 500 amino acids. The transcript has 10 exons.
CAGAGAGAGGACCCACUUGGCGUAAGAUCUCUGCCACUGACCUGUUGGGCGCGGAGUCGGUCGGAGGGACACGGCGUCAGGUGCGGAAGCGAGCUCGGUUUAGGCCACGACCAUCCAACCGGACAAGAUGCGUGUGGUAGCAGCGCUGAUGGUUUUGGCGUGGGCGGUGGCGGCAGGAGAGGACGAGGUAGGCGCCCCUGUGGUAGCGACUGGGAGCGGAGAAGUGUCUGGCCUCCUGGAGAAGUCGACGAAGGGAGAUACUUUCUACUCGUACUAUGGCAUUCCUUACGCCCAACCCCCCGUCGGUAGCCUCAGGUUCAAGGCCCCAGAGAAGGUCCAGCCGUGGACGGGCGUGCGCGACGGGACCGCCCAGCCGCCCUACUGCGCCCAGACUCUGUUCACCAGCUUCCUGAAGGGGCGGCUGGAGGUCGGGGGCGUGGAGGACUGUCUCUACCUGAAUGUCUUCACGCCCAAGCCGAAUACCCCCAAAGCACGAUUACCUGUGAUGGUAUUCCUCCAUGGCGGUGGGUAUUUCUCCGGAGGGGCGCAGGAAUACCCUCCCCACGUCCUGCUUAACCACGACGUCGUUUUGGUCGUCAUCCAAUAUCGUCUCGGGAUUUUAGGUUUCCUCUCCACCGAGGACGACGUGGCUCCCGGCAACCAGGGCCUCAAGGACCAGACGCUCGGCCUCCGCUGGGUGCAAGACAACAUCCACCACUUCGGCGGAGAUCCCUUGGAAGUGACCCUCUUCGGCGAAAGCGCUGGUGCAGCGUCCACUCACAUCCUCAUGCUGUCUCCUUACGUGCUGGGGUUGUUUAAACGCGUGAUUAUGCAGUCCGGAUCAGCACUCUGUCCAUGGUCGCUCGGCGGGGCUCACCUGGAAGUUGCUAAAUAUGCUGGCGAGUUCUUCAAUUGCACGGUUGACCAAGGAAACGAAGUGAUGCUAAGUUGUCUCCAAGAAGUCGACGUCACGAAGCUGGUCUCCAUUCACUCCCAUUUCUUUGUAAGUUCCCUAUCGGCCCCCCCCUGGGGCCCUUCCGGGGUGGACGGCUCCUUCUUGCCGCACGAGCCCGAGAAGCUGCUGAAGGAGUCGAGGCACAAGAAGAUCGACAUCAUCACCGGAAUCACAAGCAAACAAAGGGAGCAUAUUCCCCUUCCGACGUUCGGCAACGAGGCCCUCCGCUCCUCCCUGCGUUUCAAUUUCGAGGAGUCGGCGCCAGUGGCCCUCGAGUUCUGCGAGGGCGACAUAUCCCCCUUGAACCAGACACUACUCAUCUUCGAUCGCUACCUCGGGGGCAUUAACUUCAACGAAAAGGAUGCAGAUAACGUCAAAAAUAUGUUCAGCGACCGACAUUUCGCCGUCUGCCACGACCUGACUUCCCUCCUCCACGACCACAACAGCGCCUGGAAGAAAAAGAAGGUCUUCCGUUACGAGCUGAAGCACCGCGGAAAGAGAUCCCUGGGUGAUUUCUACCCCCUCGAUUUCGGCAAAGAAUGGGUGUCUCACGUGGACGACCUCUUCUACCUCUUCGAAGGAGGUCCAGUGUUUGCCCCGCUUGAGGACGAGGACGACCUUAAGGUCAGGGACAUCAUGACAACUCUUUGGACCAAUUUCGCCCUCACGGGGUAAGGGACUGGCAUUCUUAACGAUGGCUACA